AUCGCAGCUGCAAAGAUCGGAGCUGUCCACUUGUUUAGGUACCAACCGAAAGGGAAGGUGUUACCAUGCAGCGAACGACAGGUGUGAAAACCGCGACGGUAAUUGUAGUUCUUGUUUACCAGAUGACCAGCAUCAAGAUUUCAUCCAGAUCCACAGGCUGUUUGGGCUUUAUGGAGACAUGCAUAUCAGAGUCAGCUUUCUGUGAGAAAUCAUCUCUCAGAAACACAUGUAAUCCUAAAGAUGGAAGUUGCCAAAUAAAAGUCUCAAAGGUCUGUAACAUGACCAUCCACUCCAUUCUUGACCAAUAUCCUACAGUGAGAGGGUGUCUGUGUGCAUGGGAGGAGCCCUGUAUCUCUCUGGAACUACUCACUUCACAAUGCCUCCCUGAGACAGAUGGUCAAGCCCUGAGCAGCUCUGUUAGACCCCGCUGGAAUCCUAUGAAGGAACAACCAAUAACCACCAGAGAUAGCUGUCUCUCUGCUCUUCAUAGUUGCCAGAAGUCCCACCAAUGUGCAUUAGUGUAUAAGAAGUUGAAGGACUCAUGCCAGAAAGGAAAAAAACAGUGCAACUCUCCAAGCUCUCAGCGCCACUGUCUGUCAUUGUGGAUGGAACUCCAGAGCACCUCUCUGUCUAAUUGUACAUGCGCCCUGAGCAGAAGAAAGUGCCAAGGAAUAUGGAGUGUCGUGAACAACAACUCCUGCAUUCAGAAUGCACUGGAGGCAUUGGCUUCAACGGGUCUACAUGAUUUAAAGGACAGGUCAAAUACAAGAAAGACGUUAAAUGUCCAUAUAGCACAACAGAAGAAGAGUUCAACUGUGGAUUGGAAAAGUAGCAGUCUGAAAGAAUACGUUCAUGACAUUGAUGGGUCCUGUUUGCAACAGAUGACAAUCUGCCUUCAUGAUGAUGUCUGCAACAGGCAGAUAGUUCCUCUUGUGCAGACGUGUUUGGCAAAGCAAUGCAACAGCACUCACUGUCGACAGGUCACUCAACAGCUCUACGCUGGUCUGCCAUACAACAUCGCAGAGAUGUUCGUCCUCUGUGAAUGUGACCCAGGCGAUCCGGACUGUCUGCAUAUGAAGGAGGGUCUGCACAGUGGCACAUGUGGAGAACAUUUGGAGGAGGCCAGGACCCAAAUCUGUCUGGAAAUCUUUGACAACUGCCUGGGGGAGGCGCUCUGCAGGAACCGUUUAGAAGCUCUCCUAUCAAACUGCUGGGAUACUGAAGACACACCAUGCAGUGAUUUUUCUAUGGAUGAAUGCACUAGUCUUCUGGAUCCUGCUCUUAUUCUGGGAGGAGAUGCAAAGUGCAGAAUGUCUUUGAUUGCUACCAUGGGAACAACACUUCAGCAUCCCUGUACAUGUGGUGGACUUCACAACAAAGACCUAUUCAAGUGCAACAUGAUGCGGGAAGUACUUCACAACCGAACGCAUUUUAUGUCACCAGUGAAGAAAGAAAGUACUCCUUAUGUGCCACCUCCAAUGAGUGAAUCAGAAUCCGGAUACGAAUGGUUGAGUGAUCAGCUGCUGAAUGUUUUUGCAUACAUACUGCUUGUUGCAGUAGUACUGUUGGGAGUCAUGAUUGUUUUUCACAUACGGACGCACAGAGGGAACGAAAAGCCUCAAUUUCACCCUCCUGAUGAAAAUUGUGUUGUAAUUUUCUGACCUUGACACUCAAACACGCAUGUAUCUGUGUAUAUAUUAUGCAUAUGAUUAUGGUACAGUAUGCAAUGGUAUAUGUCUGAUAAUGCAGAACCUGCAUUUUCUGAUCUAAUUUAGAUUUAUUGGGAUCUAACAGCUUUUUGAAAAUACUAUUUUAUCAACAUUUACUUAGCUACUUAUACUAAUAUGUCAAAACAUGACUCUGUUUUAAGAUAAUUUUGUGCAAUUAAAACAAAUGUACGGCCAUAAGCCAUUUCUGCUAUCCUUGCUUGCUUGAGUGUCAGAACACAGUGGCGUGGUUUAUGUGAUAACUCCUGGAAAAAGCUGAUAGCGCUCUAGUAACUGGUACACAACACAGUCAGUAAGGGACAUUAUACAACUGGUAAUGUCAACAAGGCAAUGAUGGUCAAAUAUUGACUCAUCCCUUUUAAGUGAAUUUUUUUCCUUCCCUCUAUUGUCACUCCAAUGCUGUCGAGCUGAUUCAAACUUCUUAUAAGAAAAACAUAUAUAUAUAUAUAUAUAUA
This is a messenger RNA of Salvelinus fontinalis (brook trout), 2182 nucleotides long. RefSeq names its product GDNF family receptor alpha like (gene gfral). The transcript has 10 exons. Gene Ontology annotation, cellular component: external side of plasma membrane; signaling receptor complex. Gene Ontology annotation, molecular function: signaling receptor activity. The coding region runs from base 66 to 1661 and encodes 531 amino acids. The record is from RefSeq and is a predicted model, not a curated record. Lineage: Eukaryota; Metazoa; Chordata; Actinopteri; Salmoniformes; Salmonidae. Gene Ontology annotation, biological process: nervous system development.